GAAAGAUUAAAAUCGUCUUGUUCAUACAAAAAUCUCUCGGAAAUAAUUGCAGUAUUCACAAAGAAAUUUUUUGAAUACACCAGUGAGGAUCUGUGUGAGCAGUCAUGGACGGGAGUCUGUUUGUGCUGCUGCUGCUGUCAGGGCUCUUCUGGAGCAGUUCUGCUCUUUAUCGUCCGUACCACUAUAUAAAUACAGCGAUGUCGUGGCCAGAGGCUCAGAGUUACUGCAGAGAGAGAUUCACUGAUCUGGCUACUGUAGACAGCAUGGAUGAUGUGAACAGGCUGGUAAAUGUAGUGGAUGCUGGAUACAGUGGAUCAGUGUGGAUUGGACUGAAGAGGGGGACACACAAACGCUGGGUUUGGUCUAAUGGAGAAAACACAAUUUCUCAGUACUAUAACUGGGCUUCAGGACAGCCAAAUGGAGAUGGAUAUUGUGUUGCUACAUAUUACGGGGUUUGGCAUGAUGCGCCAUGUCACUUGAAUCAUUAUUUUUUGUGCUAUGGAAAUUCCGGAUACAUCUUGGUACAAAGCACAAAAACGUGGAGUGAUGCUCAGAGCUACUGCAGACAGCAUUAUACAGACCUGCCCACCAUCCACAACUCUACAGAAAAUAACCAGAUAAAUCAAAUUCUUUUAUCUGGAUAUUACAUCUGGAUUGGUCUGUUUGUGGACUCUUGGGGAUGGUCUGAUCAGUGGGAUCUCACAUUCAGACACUGGGUAGAAGGACAAUCAUCCAUGAGUUCAGGAACUGGUAACUGUGCUGGUAUGUCAAGAAGCAACUCUGGCAGAUGGUCUCAAUACAGCUGUAAUCUACAGAAGCCGUUUAUCUGCUAUGGAGGUGAGUUUCCCCAUUCUGCUCUUUAUCGUCCGUACCACUAUAUAAAUACAGCGAUGUCGUGGCCAGAGGCUCAGAGAUACUGCAGAGAGAGAUUCACUGAUCUGGCUACUGUAGACAGCAUGGAUGAUGUGAACAGGCUGGUAAAUGUAGUGGAUGCUGGAUACAGUGGAUCAGUGUGGAUUGGACUGAAGUGGGGGACACAGAAACGCUGGAGUUGGUCUAAUGGAGAAAACACAACUUCUCAGUACUAUAACUGGGCUUCAGGACAGCCAAAUGCAGAUGGAGAUUGUGCUGCUAUAUAUUACGGGGCUUGGCAUGAUAAGUCAUGUGACUUGAAUCAAUAUUUUGUGUGCUUUGGAAACUCUGGAUACAUCUUGGUACAAAGCGAAAAAACAUGGAGUGAUGCUCAGAGCUACUGCAGACAGCAUUAUACAGACCUGCCCACCAUCCACAACUCUACAGAAAAUAACCAGAUAAAUCAAAUUCUUUUAUCUGGAUAUUACACCUGGAUUGGUCUGUUUGUGGACUCUUGGGAAUGGUCUGAUAAGAGGGAUCUGAGAUUCAGACACUGGGUAGAAGGUCAACCAUCCAUGAGUUCAGGAUCUGGUAACUGUGCUGGUAUGUCAAGAAGCAACUCUGGCAGAUGGUCUCAAUACAGCUGUGAUGUAAAGCAGCCGUUUAUCUGCUAUGGAGAUGACAAGAGAAAACAAAUUGUGAGAUUGAAAGUGACCUGUAAGGGAAAAUGUGCUUUGAAUGAUCCUUCACUACAGACGGCCAUUCUGAAUGAGAUAAGUGAAAAGCUGAAGAACAUGAGGUUGGAGAGUGACAGCAAAAUAAGCUGGAGAAAGGGGGAAGAUGGAGAGGUGUUUCAUCAGGAGAGCAACCAUAUGGUGAAUUUAGAUAAUAAAUGUAAUAGGCAUCUGUAAUGUAUUUUUUAAAACUUAAACACAGUUUAAAAAAAUAUCAAAUAAUGUUGCUAUUUUUUUUUUUUUUUUGAGGAACUGUAAUGUGGUAGUUGUAGUACAAUAGUUGUACAAUAUUAACAACAUUAAUGAAUCUAGCCUAACUUUAGCUAGAAAUAUUAGCAUUCUUACAAGAUUUUAUGAUACUUUUCUUUCAACAAAUUUAAUUUAAUUCCCUUCAAUUCCAUUAAUUACUUUUUUUUUAAAUCUUUUUAAAAUAUUUUAAUACUGUAGUUUAAAUUCAGUGUGCUUUUUUUAAAACAGUACUUCGGUUCUAUUAUAUGCAUUUUGAGAUUUUGAAAUAUACUGUAUGUAUAUGUAAAGUAUGUGCCCUUAUUUGCUAUGAAAAAAUAUGAUAUCGUUGCCAAAAAUAAAUUCAGUUGCAAUAAUACAGUGCAUAUUUUUCCUAUUUUAAGAUUACUCCUAUAUGUCAGAAUUUGAAUUGUAAAAAAUACAGCAUAUGUUUGUUUAAUUUAAAAUAGUAACUUAUUGGUAUAUAAUAUAUUGAUAUAUUAUUGAUAUAUGGAUUAAAGCCAUUCUUUAGAUUAUUUACUUGUGUGCUUUGUGUUCUUGCCUCG
Messenger RNA from Onychostoma macrolepis, 2377 nucleotides. RefSeq names its product macrophage mannose receptor 1-like. The record is from RefSeq and is a predicted model, not a curated record. Lineage: Eukaryota; Metazoa; Chordata; Actinopteri; Cypriniformes; Cyprinidae. Bases 105 to 1763 code for a protein of 552 amino acids. The transcript is spliced from 8 exons.